Molecule: messenger RNA, 294 nt
Organism: Linum trigynum
Lineage: Eukaryota; Viridiplantae; Streptophyta; Magnoliopsida; Malpighiales; Linaceae
Source: the annotation of a GenBank genome assembly
AUGGACACCGGAGUGGGAUUCUCCACGGACGCCGGAGUGGGCGUCUCCACGGACGCCGGAGUGGGCGUCUCCCCGGAGUUGGCUCCACAGAUGACGAAGGAGGCUCAACAAAGGGCAAAGGAACCUCCUCCGUCGUUGGCUCCUCAAUAUCCUGCUCAGAUGGCUUGUUCUUCUCAGCCAUUUUCUCAAGUAUGUGGCCAAUUUGUGUGGUCAACUCUAGCCACCUUUUCCCCUCAUGAAGACACACACUACGGCAAACCCUUAGCUAGAAAAAGACAGAAAAUAGGUAUUUAG